This is a messenger RNA of Salvelinus namaycush (lake trout), 2259 nucleotides long. RefSeq names its product keratin, type I cytoskeletal 13-like. NCBI's taxonomy places the organism in Eukaryota, Metazoa, Chordata, Actinopteri, Salmoniformes, Salmonidae. The transcript has 7 exons. Bases 1 to 1473 code for a protein of 490 amino acids. Gene Ontology annotation, molecular function: structural molecule activity. The record is from RefSeq and is a predicted model, not a curated record.
AUGUCCUUCUCCAGAUCUAGCAUGUCCUACAGCAGCAGCGGCGGUGGAGGCGGAGGUGGCACCAUGUCCAUGAGGUCUGGAGGUGGAGGUGGAAUGGGUAUGGGCUCCUCCCGCUUCUCCUCGAUGGGUGGUGGUGGCGGUGGAGGAGGCCGCGUCACUGCCAUGAGGGCCGGCAGUGUGUAUGGAGGUGCAGGAGGCUCUGGGGUGCGCAUCUCUAGCUCCUCGUUCGGUUCCGGCGGCGGAGGUGGUGGUGGCGGUUAUGGUUUCGGAAUGGGAGGGGGUGGCGGCGGCGGUGGCGGCGGUGGCGGUUUUAGUUUUGGCUUGGGACGGGGUUGUGGUACUGACAGUGGAGCCGACAUUAAUGUGUCGGCCAACGAGAAGGCCACAAUGCAGAACCUGAACGACCGCCUGUCCACCUACUUGGAGAAGGUGCGCAUGCUAGAGGCGGCCAACGCCGAGCUGGAGCUGAAGAUCCGUCAGUUCAUGGAGAGCAAGGCGUCCCCCAGCGCUCGCGACUACUCUCGCUUCUACGCUAUUAUCGCCGACCUGCAGGACAAGAUCCAGGCUGCAACUCGCGUAAACGGAGGUAUCUAUCUCAGCAUCGACAACGCAAAGCUCGCUGCAGACGACUUCAGAAACAAGUAUGAGAACGAGCUGGCCAUGCGUCAGUCAGUGGAGGCUGACAUCGCCGGGCUGAAGAGGAUGCUGGACGAGAUGACCAUGGCCAGAUCUGACCUGGAGAUGCAGAUCGAGGGGCUGAAGGAGGAGCUCAUCUAUCUCAAGAAGAACCAUGAGGAGGAGCUUCUGGCCAUGAGGACGCAGAUGACUGGACAAAUCAACGUGGAAGUGGACGCAGCACCACAGGAGGACCUGACCAGAGUCAUGGCUGAGAUUCGUGAGCAGUAUGAGGCCGUUAGUGCCAAGAACCAGCGUGACCUGGAGUCCUGGUUCCAGACCAAGACAGAGACGUUGAACCAGGAGGUGGCGUCCAGCACAGAGGUUCUCCAGACCUCCAAGUCAGAGAUUUCGGAAAUCCGUCGCACACUGCAGGGCCUGGAAAUUGAACUGCAGUCACAGCUCAGCAUGAAAGGCUCCCUGGAGAACACGCUGGCGGAGACGGAGGGCCGUUACUCCAUGCAGCUGGGACGCCUCCAGAACCAAGUGACCAGUCUGGAAGAACAGCUAAUGUCUCUCCGCAGUGACAUGGAACGCCAGGGCCAGGAGUACAAGAUGCUGCUGGACAUCAAGACACGCCUGGAGAUGGAGAUCGCUGAGUACAGGAGGCUGCUGGACGGAGAGGCUAGCGGCCUCAGCUCCUCGAAAUCCGGCCACGGCUCCUCCAGCUCGCACGUCAGCUCCUCCAGCUCCGGCCCCAGCUCCUCCACCUCCACCACACGCAAAGUGGUGAUCGUCACAGAGGAAAUAGUGGAUGGCAAGGUUGUCUCCACAAGUCAAACCAAACAUACCACUUAAGGUUCCACACACACAGCGAGCACUGCAGCAAGCAAUGGGUUAACCCCAUAGAAAUAUAAUUACUAGAAUGGGUAUAGGAAAUGAGAGGUCAGCACAUGGAAUAUUACUGCUCCACAGUGCUUUGUUCAUGCAACCUAAAAUACAACGUUACCACGUAUACAAAGUCUUCGUCAGAUGAAAAAUCCCUAUUUUCAUUGUCUGUCUUAUUUGCUAAGGGCAGCUCUGGUUAACUCUAAUUUAAGAUGUGAAUUCCAUCCUCCUAUUCUUUCUAGAAUGGCUAAAGCCCCUCAGAUACCCAUCAUGGAACAUUGACUUGUCUCCACAAGUCAAACCAAACAUACCUCUUAAGGUCCCACACACACAGCGAGCACUGCUGCAAGCAACGGGUUAACCCCACAGAAAUAUAAUUUCUAGAAUGGGUAUAGGAAAUGAGAGUGGAAUAUUGGAAUAUUACUGCUCCACAGUGCUUUGUUCAUGCAACCUAAAAUACAACAUUUCAAUUUAUACAAAGUCUUCGUCAGAUGAAAAAUACCUAUUUUCGUUAUCUGUGUAAUUUCUUUAGGCCAGUUCUGGUUUACUCUAGUUUAAGAUGUGCAUAACGUCCUCCUAUACUUUCUAGAAUGGCUAUAGCCCCUCAGACACCCAUCAUGGAACAUUGACUUGAAUGGGGAUUUAUUUUCUGGUAAUUCUAUUUCUAUGGUUAACACCUCCAGAACAACAUAUUCUACUACAUCUGGAUGGGACACCAACAACAGACCCCAUUGUGAAUACAAUAAAGAUGCUCUG